Messenger RNA from Aspergillus saccharolyticus JOP 1030-1, 915 nucleotides. RefSeq lists its product as uncharacterized. The transcript has a single exon. Bases 92 to 778 code for a protein of 228 amino acids. The record is from RefSeq and is a predicted model, not a curated record. NCBI's taxonomy places the organism in Eukaryota, Fungi, Ascomycota, Eurotiomycetes, Eurotiales, Aspergillaceae.
GUUGCUGUUCCUGCGAAAAAUAACCUUCUGUCGCAACCGUUGCACUUGCAUUUCCACAACACUCACACUGCUGCAUCGGAAAGUCGCAAACAUGACCACCUGCAAAAGCGGCUCCUCGACGGACUGCAACUUCACCUGUCCCUACGGGGGAUCAUGGUUUGUGUGCGACACAGCGCCGUACUUUGUGGGAUGCUGUGCGUCGGACCCGUGCAACAACACCACAUCUCCCGCCUGCCCUACUAGUAGUCUCCACGCCGCCUCCUUCAACCACCAGCUCUACGACGAGAUCCUCCCCAACCGCUGCAUCGACAAUUCCAGUUCCGACUGGUACACGUGCAACGACACCUCCCCGACCUUUGUGGGGUGCUGCAAGAACAACCCGUGCGGCGACGGGUGUGCCGAGGACGACCUCCUCCCGGCUGCCUGGAGCUCUUCAUCGGCCGGCCAGCUCAAACUGUUCCAAGACAACGCCAGCGCGACAACCACCGCCUCCUCGUCCGCAACCCACACAGACUCCUCCAGCAGCUCCUCCAGUCACUCCAGUCUCUCCGCCGGCGCCAUCGCCGGCAUCGCCAUCGGAGCUGCCGCCCUCGUCGCAUUCAUCGUAUUAGCCUUCUUCUUCUUCCUGCGCCGGCGCCGUCGACAAGAAGCCUCCGCCGCUGAGGCGGAGCGACAGCGCAUGUACCCCGGAGAGUACGGAAGCCAUCACAAUCCUUCCUCGCCGUAUCAGGGUGCGGUCCCCCAAAGAAGACUCAGAAAUGUCCCCUCCUGCAGCUAGAUGCUGACACAAAGGUAGAUUCACCCAUGGGCAGCCCCGACCCAGCCGUCAAAUACCCCUCCGGCUUGACAGUGGGGUACACCAUGUCCUCGGCCCCGUCGCAUCGCGGGUCCGACGCCCACCGCCCCAUCUCCGAG